AUGUCGAAACCGUACGAUCAACCGCCCGCCUAUGACAAUGGCCCACAGCAUCCACAAGCCGCUUACCAGCAACCCGGCGCAUACGGCCAACAACAACAACCGCCGUACGGUGGCGGCAAUGAUGGAUACUACCAAUCGAACCCCAACAUGGGCUACUACCAACAACAAGGACCUCCUCCUCCGAAUGGGGGCGGGUACUAUCAGCAGCAGCAGCAGGGCUAUUACGGCCCUCCCCAGCAAGGAGGCGGCUACUACCAGCAAGGAUACCCCCCACAAGGCCGCUAUCAAGAUGAUCGCAGCUCGGGUCCCGGUUGUCUAGAGGGUGUUCUCGCUGCUCUUGCCUGCUGCUGCUGUCUGGACCUCUUGUUCUAA
Messenger RNA from Pestalotiopsis fici W106-1, 372 nucleotides. RefSeq lists its product as uncharacterized. The record is from RefSeq and is a predicted model, not a curated record. The transcript has a single exon. Bases 1 to 372 code for a protein of 123 amino acids. Lineage: Eukaryota; Fungi; Ascomycota; Sordariomycetes; Amphisphaeriales; Sporocadaceae.